This is a messenger RNA of Drosophila serrata, 2509 nucleotides long. It is a transcript of the gene E2f2, whose product is annotated as E2F transcription factor 2. Gene Ontology annotation, biological process: regulation of transcription by RNA polymerase II. The record is from RefSeq and is a predicted model, not a curated record. Gene Ontology annotation, cellular component: RNA polymerase II transcription regulator complex. Lineage: Eukaryota; Metazoa; Arthropoda; Insecta; Diptera; Drosophilidae. Gene Ontology annotation, molecular function: RNA polymerase II cis-regulatory region sequence-specific DNA binding; DNA-binding transcription factor activity, RNA polymerase II-specific.
UUUCUCAUUUUGGCACUUAUUAGAAAACAUAAAAUAUCAAAAAUAUGCCUAAAUUUAGGAGUUCCUCCAAACACCACUCAUUGCGCCGCUCUCGCAUAACCAAGCCACGCCGAAAACAUGUACAUGUAAUUGAUCCAUGUGAAAUAUUUCGCGACAGGGGUAAUUUGUUAACCAUGAUACGGUUCUAUGCCGGCCAUGAGUGCCUUUGGAAUUGUCAGGACGAAGAUUACUAUAACGAAAGGAAAAAAAUGGAGCUUUGGUGCUGGUUAACACGCCAGUUCGGCGGCAGACUUUCCCCAUCUCACGUUGAAUACCAUAUGAAGUAUUUGCACGCGAAGGCUUUGCAGGUAUUCAAGCGGAUGGACAGAUGUCGACGGAUGGGUCUCCGGUACCGCAGACCGACCUUUGACCUUCUGGAUGAAUUCAAUUUCCUGCUGCAGGACCCAAUGCCUGAAGAAUCUUUAUCCAAUAUUACUGCACAAGAAGUACUCCAAAGUCAUGUGAACUUCUGCGGAUCAAAGGAAGCUUCAUAUAAGGAUGAGCUAAAUGAGUUCUGCAAAGAAUUAAAGAAGCAGCUUAAGCUUUUGCCUCAAAACACUUGUCGACUUGUACAAAGAAAAGUUCUUUUAUCUUGGAAAGUUUAAAAAGUGAAAUUCAAUUUUAUGAUUGUGAAUCCUCAGUCUAUUGGUUUCCUAAAUGAAGAAUUGGCGAGCGUAUACAGUUGAAUCACAUAGAGAUCUUUCAAGAAAUAGAAGGUAAUAUUCCAUUUGAGUCUAAAAUAUUCGUAUAUCGUUGCGAGGAAGUUCUUGCAAUUAAAAUACAGCGUGAUCUGAGAUACAUAAAUAAAAAAGCUGCAGGAGGACCCUCAAAAACCAAACCUUGUUGGGGAGUGUGCAAAACAUAUCGAUAGCACGAUAGAGUGUUGCAAAGAUGCGGCGUCGCUUUAGCACACUACUCAGGGGUAGAAUAGAGGGAGAAUGAAAAAAGUGACAUAAAUGGCGGAAACCUUCAGCGCCAACAUUCGUAUUUAAUUUGGACUAAUUUCGCACUAUUUUGCGUUGCUUAAGUAUUGAAUGCUGAGUGCAACCACACAACGAGUUACCAGAACGGAAAAAUUGUUUUCGAAGCGACCGCAGACCAUGUAUAAGCGCAAAUCGACGACUAUUGUUAAAAGAGACAGCAGCUCCGCAGCGGCGGGCUCCUCCACAAUGGUGAUGAUAAUGGGCGGCGGCGGCGGUGCCGGCAACGUGGACAUGGACGGACCCCAGACGCCCACCAAGGUGUACGAGCCCAUCGGCAUGGACACAUCCCAGGAUAUACACACGCCACUCAAGUCACCGCACUCGCAGCCCGGACAGCAGCGUUCCGUGGGCUCGCUGGUCUUGCUCACACAGAAAUUUGUGGAUCUCAUGAAGGCGAACGGUGGCACUAUAGAUCUGAAAGCCGCCACCAAAAUCCUGGAUGUGCAGAAGCGGCGUAUAUACGAUAUCACCAAUGUGCUGGAGGGCAUUGGCCUAAUUGAUAAAGGCAGACACUGCUCCCUAGUGCGCUGGCGGUAGCGGUGGGGCUUCAACAAUGCCAAGGACCAAGAGGAAUACGAGGAGGCGCGUGACCGGACCAAUCACUUGAAACUGCAAGAGGACGAGUUGGACAAACAAUUGGAGUACGCACAGCGAAAUCUGCGCUAUGUUAUGCAGGAUCCAGCGAAUCGCUCGUAUGCGUAUUUGACCCGAGACGAUCUACUGGACCUUUAUGGAGAUGAUUCCGUAUUUACUAUACCGAACUAUGACGAAGAAGUUGAGAUACAGCGAAAUCAGAACGAACUGAGCGUAUCGCUGGAUAAUGGCAGCACCAUCGACAUUCGGUUGGUAACCAACCAGGGCAAGAGCAUAGCGAGUCCGCACGAUGCGGACGGUUUCUUCGACUACCGACGCCUGGACACACCCUCACCCUCAAUGUCGUCACGCUCCAGCGAGGAUGGCAAGGGUACGGGGACCACGGGGAACGUGAUCACCGACGAGCACACGUACUCAUGCAAUCCCGACAUGAAGGAUGAUAUGAAACUGCUUGAGAACGAACUGACGGCAAAGAUAAUAUUUCAAAAUUACAUGACCGGGCAUUCGCUGCGACGGUUCUAUCCCGAUGACCCAAAUUUAGAAAACCCGCCUCUGGUGCAGCUAAACCCACCCCAAGAAGACUUCAACUUUGUGCUGAAAAGCGACGAAGGCAUCUGCGAGCUGUUUGACGUACAAUGCUCCUAACUGCACGGACGGGGGGACUUACACAUAAUAAUGACUGUACAAUUACACUGCAAAUGGCCGCGAGCAUUGUGCAAAUAUUUAUGAUUAGUACAAUUCUGACCUUUGAUUCGUUUAUAUACCGUGUAGAAAUUUUAAUUAGCUUAAUUCCAAUGUAAUUUCGUCAGAUUAACAUUUAAUCCAAUAAAUUCUUUGCAGUGCACCCAUUUAGCGGGUGUAUUUGCUUAUUAUACACCUUUUAUAACAUAAAA